Messenger RNA from Emericellopsis cladophorae, 969 nucleotides. RefSeq names its product KRR1 small subunit processome component-like protein. The transcript has a single exon. The coding region runs from base 1 to 969 and encodes 322 amino acids. The record is from RefSeq and is a predicted model, not a curated record. Lineage: Eukaryota; Fungi; Ascomycota; Sordariomycetes; Hypocreales; Bionectriaceae. Gene Ontology annotation, molecular function: RNA binding. Gene Ontology annotation, cellular component: small-subunit processome; nucleolus.
AUGCCCUCCACGCACAAGAAGGACAAGCCGUGGGACACGGACGACAUUGACAAGUGGAAGGUGGACGCGUUCACGGCCAAGGACAACCUGGGCGGCACGUUUGCCGAGGAAUCCUCCUUCGCCACCCUCUUCCCCAAAUACCGCGAGGUCUACCUGAAGGAAGCAUGGCCGCUCGUGACCAAGGCCCUCGAAAAGAACGGCAUCGCCUGCACGCUCGAUCUUGUCGAGGGCUGCAUGACCGUCAAGACGACACGAAAGACGUUUGACCCCGCCGCGAUCCUCAACGCCCGCGACCUCAUCAAGCUGCUCGCGCGCAGCGUCCCCGCGCCGCAGGCCGUCAAGAUCCUCGAGGACGGCGUCGCAUGCGACAUCAUCAAGAUCCGGAACCUGGUCAACAACAAGGACCGCUUCGUCAAGCGGCGCCAGCGCAUCCUCGGGCCCAACGGCACGACGCUCAAGGCCCUCGAGCUCCUGACGCAGACGUACAUCCUCGUGCACGGCAACACCGUCUCGGCCAUGGGGCCCUACAAGGGUCUCAAGGACGUGCGCCGCGUGGUCGAGGACUGCAUGGCCAACAUCCACCCCAUCUACCACGUCAAGGAGCUCAUGAUCAAGCGCGAGCUCGCCAAGGACCCGGAGCUCGCCAACGAGAGCUGGGACCGCUUCCUGCCCAACUUUAAGAAGAAGACGCUCAGCAGGCGGCGGCAGCCGCUCAAGGUCACGGACAAGGCCAAGAAGGUGUACACGCCCUUCCCGCCCGCGCCGGAGAAGAGCAAGGUGGACAUUGAGCUCGAGAACGCGAGUUACUUUAUGAGCAAGGGCGACAAGGACCGCGCGGCGCAGAACGAGAGGCUGGAGAAGCAGAGGGAGCGCAAGGCGGAGAGGGAGAAGGAGCGGGAGGCCGAGUUUGUGCCGCCCGAGGAGGCCGAUCGGCCCAAGAAGAAGCGCAAGAAGAGCAAGGAGGAGUAA